ACAGGGUGAGCUGGGUGCCCACAGAUGUCCCCACAUCAAGGAGCAGCACAACCCAGCCUGAGCCCAGCGUGAGGGGCAGAGAUGGCGCUGAGCCCCGAGUCUGUAAGCGGGCUCCCUGUGCUGGCUGCCACAGACAGCUCUGUGCUUGAGCCGCCUGGCGGCCCCAACGUGUCCCUCAACAGCUCGUGGGCCAGCUCCACGGAGCCCAGCUCCCUAGAGGACCUGGUGGCCACGGUCGCCAUUGGGGUGGUGCUCUCGGCCAUGGGCGUGGUGGGCGUGGUGGGCAACGCCUACACGCUGGUGCUCAUGUGCCGCUCGCUGCGCGCCUGGGCCUCCCUGUACAUCUACAUCGUCAACCUGGCGCUGGCCGACCUGCUCUACCUGCUCAGCAUCCCCUUCAUCGUGGCCACAUACGUCACCAAGGACUGGCACUUUGGGGACGUGGGCUGCCGCGUCCUCUUCAGCCUGGACUUCCUGACCAUGCACGCCAGCAUCUUCACGCUGACCGUCAUGAGCAGUGAGCGCUAUGUGGCAGUGCGGAGGCCGCUGGACACGGUGCGGCGCUCCAAGGGCUACCGCAAGCUCCUGGCGCUGGGCACCUGGCUGCUGGCGCUGCUGCUGACGCUGCCCGUGACGCUGGCCGUGAGGCUGGUGCGCAGGGGCCCCAAGAGCCUGUGCCUGCCCGCCUGGGGCCGGCCCGCCCACCGCGCCUACCUGACGCUGCUCUUCGGGACCAGCAUCGUGGGCCCCGGCCUGGCCAUCGGGCUGCUCUACGCGCGCCUGGCCCGUGCCUACUGGCGGUCGCAGAGGGCCUCCUUCGCACAGACGCGCCGGCUGCCCAACCCGCGGGUGCUCCGCCUCAUCCUGGGCGUCGUGCUGCUCUUCUGGGCCUGCUUCCUGCCCUUCUGGCUGUGGCAGCUGCUGGCCCAGUACCACGAGGCCCUGCCGCUCACGCCCCGGGCCGUGCGCAUCGUCAACUACCUGACCACCUGCCUCACGUAUGGCAACAGCUGCGUCAACCCCUUCCUCUACACGCUGCUCACCAAGAACUACCGCGAGUACCUGCGUGGCCACCCGCGAUCGCUGGGCAGCGGUGGCCCUGGGCCCACAGGCGUCACCGGCUCCCGGCAGUGCCCCGUCCGCUUCCAGUGCGGCUCAGGCCGCUCACUGUCCUCCUGCAGCCAGCAGGCCACCGAGACACUCAUGCUGGCCCCGGCGGCCCCUGAGGAGCCUGCACCUGAGGGUCCCAGGGCCCCCGUGUGA
Molecule: messenger RNA, 1263 nt
Organism: Propithecus coquereli (Coquerel's sifaka)
Lineage: Eukaryota; Metazoa; Chordata; Mammalia; Primates; Indriidae
Gene: UTS2R
Product: urotensin 2 receptor
Exons: 1
Coding region: 82-1263 (393 amino acids)
Biological process (GO): regulation of blood pressure; neuropeptide signaling pathway; blood vessel diameter maintenance
Cellular component (GO): membrane
Molecular function (GO): urotensin II receptor activity
Source: RefSeq, a predicted model, not a curated record